Molecule: messenger RNA, 2297 nt
Organism: Xenopus tropicalis (tropical clawed frog)
Lineage: Eukaryota; Metazoa; Chordata; Amphibia; Anura; Pipidae
Exons: 5
Coding region: 269-970 (233 amino acids)
Biological process (GO): adaptive immune response
Cellular component (GO): membrane
Molecular function (GO): signaling receptor activity
Source: RefSeq, a predicted model, not a curated record
ACUUCUUGAAACAAAUUGCAAAACUCCCAAAUGAUGGAAAGGCAAGAAAAUCUCUCUCCAAUGAGAAAAUAAGAACUGAAUAAAAUCACAAAUCAAAUGCAGAAGUGAAAUUGUGAGUGUUUGUGUGAGGGUUGGAUGCGGACGUCAGUAGUUGGGGCACAGUAUAAGAGCGGGCGGAACAGGGACAGAUGGUAAGUGCAGCCUGUACAAUCAAGCAGCUCAGGGACGGGUCUCAGACUGGCGGCCCCUUUUGUCACCUCCUCACAACAUGGGUGCUAUCCGCUUCUUCAUCAUCGCCCUCCUCUUCCCUGCCUCCUCUCUGCAGAACCAAAUCUCUCAACAUCCAAAUAAUGUCACUGAGUACGAGGGAAAUUCACUCACCAUACAGUGCUCAGUGGAUAAGGAGACAGACAUCAGAGAGCUGUCCUUAACCGUACGUGUAAAUGAGUGGGAAGUGAUGUCUGUGAUGGUACACAAGAGCAUAAGUAAUAUAAAUGAAGUGAUAUUUUCUGGAAAAAUUCGUAAUUUCUCCAUAACAGCAAAUGGUUAUACCUGGAAUAUAUUAGAAUCAGCUUACUGCCGUUAUGAAACUUGCCAAGGGGAAUUAAGCAGGAAUUAUGAAAGGACAACUGAAGUAGGUACAAUCUUCUGCAUGGCAAAACACAAAAACUUCAACAAAACGGUCAUCUGCAAAGACAACCAACCAAUCAUAUCACUGACAGUAAACAGCAGUUAUACAGAUCGCCUUAGAUUUUCUGGGACAAUACAGAAUUUCAGCAUGACCCUAGAGAACCUUAACAUAAAUGAUAGAAAUGGAUAUUACUGUGGAGGCACAAUGGAGGAGUCCAGAAUCGAUCUUAAGAAAGGGCAGACUGUCCUCAAUGUUGUCAGCCAGCGUGAUAAUUCCCACACUGUAACAGUGACAUGGCUUCUUAUUCUUUCGUCCCUGCUACUGAUUUGGUGGUGCUGACGAGCCAAUCCUGUACCCCGGAAUGCAAAGACCCACCUUCCCCCCCUGCAAUUGCAAUUAAUGCACCAAAUUAACAUUAAAUAAACAGAAUUAAUCACAGAACUGAUGCAGUGAGUAUUAAAGGACAACAUAACCCCCCCCAGGUACACGAAUAGUUAAUCUUGGGGUUGUUAUGGCCCCCUACCCAAUCCCCCACUCACUGACAGGUACGAGUUAGGGAGCAGACGUGGGCGCUGCUGUAUAACAGGCGGAGAGGCCAGGCCUGUGCCCGCUGAUACUGUAAUCUGCAUAUGGGGGUGUAAGGGUUAAUCUCCCCUAUCAGGGGGCAGUUUUUUUAUUUAGUUCUGGUGCUGCCCAAGGGACCGGACCUCAACCUGCCCCCUUCCCUCAUGAAACAGCCAAUGCAUUAACUACUGAAGUUCUGCAGAAAAGCUUUGCCAUACCUGAGUAACAAGCCCUAGAAUCUCCCUCCGUUUGUUUAAGUUUGCAGCGGCCAUUUUAGCUUGGUCUCAGUAGUGUCUAUAGCUCAGCUCACACGUUCUGAUGGGAGGGGGAGCAGGAGAGGUGAGAGAACUGCGCAGACUCCUGCCCCGGGAAUAAAGGAUGUUUCUGAGAGAAGGAAUUUGACACAGAAGAACAUGUUUACAAAAAAGGAGACAAGAAAUCCUGUGUUUCUUUUGAUAGAGGAGCGUUUUUUGUGAGUGCUUAUGGCUGUCUUUACAUAGAGCUUACUGAGGUUUUACCGUUCUGUCUCCAUAAGUUUUAGUAUGUUAUAGAAUGGCUGCAACUUUUCAGUUGGUCUUCGUUUUCAAUUUCUUAUAGUUUUUGAAUAAUUUGCCUUUAUCUUCUGGCUCUUUCCAACUUUCAAAGGGGGGUCACUGACCCCAGCAGCAAAAACUAUUGCUCUGGAAGACUACAAUUUUACUGUAACUACUACUUGUUAUUAUUUAUCUUUCUAUUCAGUCCCUCUUCUAUUCAUAUUCCAGUUUCUCAUUCAAACCACUGCCAGGUCUCUAAGGUAAUUUGAACCCUAGCAACCAGAUAACCAGAUUCCAAACUGGAGAGUGGCAGAACAAGAAGCAAAAUAAGUCAAAAACCACAAAAAAAUAAUAAACUGAAGACCAACUGAAAACUGCCUUCGAAUAUCAAGUUCUACAUCGUACUAAAAGGUAACCACAGGCAACUUAUCUCCCCACGUGAUAUUGCCCUUAGUAGUAAAUUUCUGUAUUUUUCUGUCUUUUGUAUGAUUUCCUGUUAUGACUUGUGUUGCUUUUUACCUGAUUGAAUUGCAUUAUACAAAUAAAUGAGCCUACAAACAUUACAAUUA